AUUUUCAGAAUCAAUGCGAAGAUGCAUAUAGUUACGUACACAUAGCCACACACACAUUACACUCAUUAGAAAAAGCUGACGAGUAUCUGAAUUUUGAGUGACAGAAUAAGUUUCUUUUAAAAGGUAAUUCUACGCUAUGUUAAAACCAAAAGCUCUUACGCAAGUUUUGAGUCAGGCGAAUACGGGUGGAGUUGAAAAUACUUUGUUACUCAACAGAGAUGGUGGUUUAUUAGCUUAUAGUGGCUAUGGAGAUAAAGAUGCUAGAAUAACUGCUGCAAUUACAAGUAACAUUUGGUCAGCUUAUGAAAAGAAUGGAAGAAAUGCAUUUAAAGAAGACAAAUUACAAUUUGUUUUGAUGGAUUGCGUGGAAGGCAAAGUGGUGAUUACAGAAGUAGCAAAUUUAUUAUUAUGUUUGUAUGCUAAAGAGAAUGUGGGAUUUGGAUUAUUAAGAGAAAAAGCACAAGCACUUGCUAAAUAUCUUGAUCAACCAUUGAAAACAAUUGCUAAUAUGCCUUAAAUAAGAUUUUAUAUGUAAUAUGAAAAUUAUAAUUUUAGAUACUAUUAUAAUAAGAGCAUGAUAAUAAUGUUC
Messenger RNA from Vespa mandarinia (Asian giant hornet), 589 nucleotides. RefSeq names its product Late endosomal/lysosomal adaptor, MAPK and MTOR activator 2 (gene Lamtor2). Gene Ontology annotation, molecular function: guanyl-nucleotide exchange factor activity; molecular adaptor activity. NCBI's taxonomy places the organism in Eukaryota, Metazoa, Arthropoda, Insecta, Hymenoptera, Vespidae. Gene Ontology annotation, biological process: positive regulation of TOR signaling. The record is from RefSeq and is a predicted model, not a curated record.